GAUCAUAAAUUCUUUUGCAAUGUCCGGUGGGUGCUACCACCCAAGAGAGAAGAAAGCGCGGUUUCUGGUCGCUCUGAUUCACGGGCGAUUGAGUCCCGCCUUUAGCCUCAAAACAGUCUGCAACGCAAAAACAACGUUAAUCUGAUCCUUGGAACUACAGAGUCUCCUUCGAAUCACCUGUAGGACACACUGAACAGAGGUUCCUUCAGGAAGGGUCGAAAUCUUCUACGAUUUUUUCACUUUUAUUUAUCAUCCUCCGUUGUCCAAAAAUGGGCUGUCCCGCUAGCAAACACGCUGAUACGAAGGCUACUAGAAUUGCGCGCUGGCGAUCCACAGGCAUUGUUGCUUUGCGCGACUCCAAAUUAAAGACAUUUCCAGAUGAAAUUCUUGAUCUGGACAGGUCUAUACACACUCUUGAUUUGACACAUAAUCGAAUAGCUGACAUUCCUCUGGAGAUGGGCAAAUUAAUCAACUUACGGCGCCUGGUAUUAGCUGAUAACCUCAUUGAGAGUCUGUCAGUGCAUUUGGGAAAACUACAAUCUCUAAAAAUCAUGAUCCUUGAUGGGAAUAGAAUUACUUCCUUGCCUGAUGAAUUGGGCCAGUUGGUGAAGCUUGAGCAGUUAUCCAUCUCAAGGAAUUUGUUAACAUGCUUGCCUGUGACUAUUGGCAGCUUGCGAAGUCUGGUGCUUUUAAAUGUGUCAAAUAACAAGCUAAAAUCUCUUCCUGAAUCUGUUGGAAGUUGCUUUUCUCUGGAAGAAUUACAAGCCAGUGAUAAUCUUAUUGGAGAUCUCCCCCUUUCAGUGUGCAAUCUCACCUGCUUGAAGUCAAUUUGCUUAGAUAACAAUGAGGUGAAGCUGAUACCGUUGAACCUAUUAAAGGAUUGUAAAGCUUUGCAGAACAUAUCUCUUCACAAUAACCCUAUACCAGUGGAUUUGUUUCAGCAGAUGGAUGGGUUUGCGGAGUUUGAAGCGAGAAGGAGAAAGAAGUUUGACAAACAAAUUAAUUCAAAUGUGAUGAUCAGUUCCAGAUGUCUUGAUGACGGUGUCGAUGUAUGAUAUAUUUUCUAGCUAGUUAUAGCCACUCACAAAUCAAACGGGAUUUUACGGCUGUAUAGGCUUUUGAGUUUUGAUGUAACUUUUUUUUUUUUUUUUCCUUUUGGGCCAAAAUUUUGAUGUAACUUGGAAAACAGCUUCUUUUAUUGUACUUGAUCCUCUCUUUCCCUACC
Messenger RNA from Prosopis cineraria, 1225 nucleotides. RefSeq names its product plant intracellular Ras-group-related LRR protein 7-like. The record is from RefSeq and is a predicted model, not a curated record. Lineage: Eukaryota; Viridiplantae; Streptophyta; Magnoliopsida; Fabales; Fabaceae. The transcript is spliced from 9 exons. Bases 270 to 1055 code for a protein of 261 amino acids. Gene Ontology annotation, molecular function: protein binding.